This is a messenger RNA of Clonostachys solani, 1998 nucleotides long. The record is from the annotation of a GenBank genome assembly. NCBI's taxonomy places the organism in Eukaryota, Fungi, Ascomycota, Sordariomycetes, Hypocreales, Bionectriaceae.
AUGGAAUCUAUUGACCGGCUGGGUCCAUCCGGCCCGAGCUCGAGCGGCCGACAGCAGACGGAUGGCUCUGGCCGCCUGAAGCUUCGCGUCUGCGACCACUGUAGAGUCUCAGAUACUGACUCGUCUUGCGCUUUCAGGAAGAAGAUCAAAUGUCCUCCCAAACGACUCGUCAACACUGCGGCCUUAGCAACCAGCUCUGCGCCAUCGAUGGAUUACGACCAGCAGGAGGCUGUUGAUCCCGCAUCCGUAUUAGACUCGGAAUUGACCGGCAACGAUCAAUUUCUAGAGGCACUCUUCCAGGGCGACGAUGGGUCAUGGGCGGAGGGCCUGUUGGGGUCUGAAGUGGCGGGGGGAGCUAAUGUCACAAUGCCCUUCACGAAUACGUCCACACCAAGUCUACCUCGUCAUAUUUCGUCAAAAACUGUCGGCGGGGCCUACGCACCCACGUAUUUGAGUCCGGAGGCGGAGGAAUUCUUACUGGAGCUAUACAUCCAUCACGUACAGCCAGUAUAUCCGCUUCUACGCUUCUCCGCAUCGUCCUCGGGCAGGUAUGGACUCUCCAGGAUGUCACCCCGGCUUCGAAUGUCCAUCUACGCCGUUGCUUCUCGGUAUGCAUCAUCUCAACAUCAAGAAUGGCUUUUAUCUCCUGAUUAUUUCGCCAUGCGGGCAGAGCAUCACGCGAAUGCUACAAAACUAACCAUAGACGAGCUCAAGGCGUCCAUUUUGCUCUGCUUACACAAAAUUGGCUCGGCAGUCACCUGGGACGCCGUGGCUGAGAUGGCACGGAUCACCCGCAUGGCAGAACUCUAUUACCGCAUCAUUGCGGACCAAGACAAAGGUUCAAGAGGCUCACGGUGCGAGUACGAGGCCGAAGAGCUACGGACCGUAUGGUGGUGUAUUUAUUCCUUGGACACAUGCUUCAGUGCAAUAGCGAUCAUGUCGCAUGCUAUGGCCGACCACGCCCAGGGCAAUAUGACGCUGCCCGUCUCGCCAGUGCCUGAUCUGACGAAACCCCCUGGGUCCGAGCAAAGAAGACUUGAGCAUAUCGGAGACUCAGAGUUGGUGCUUGCACCUGAUCUCAAGCUUUGGGAAACCAUGACCAUGGUGUUCUCCAAAUCGCCAUGCCGAGGUAGGAGCUUAUACAUCGGCGCCUGUACUUUGAUGAGAUCAGUCACGGAGCUCCGGUUUUCAGUAAAACAAGGGUGCGGACCGGCUUGGAAAGCUCGGUUCCAAGAAUUGGAGAGUGAUUGCGCCGCAACCACGCUUUCUCUGCCUGCCUGGGUCUUUAAGCCAACUCGGAACCUGGGGAUUGGGGAGACAGAAACGGAACACCGGGAUAGACUGGAGACAUUAAUUGUCUGGCAAGGUGCCUGUCUACUACAUGCUACCUUGGCUGUGCAAUUGGAUGGCACAGGUGCAGCAUCAACGGAGUCGGCAUUCCAGGGGCAGUGGCAGACCGUGGUAGCGCGAGCGAACGAGGUGCUCCACGUUGUCCAGAACUGGAAACCGGACUACUUUGAGGCCAUCGAUUCCAAGAGCGCGUAUAUCAUCCUACUUACCGGUGUUGUGCUGACGCUGGACGGGGCAAUCCAUUCGGUUGCAACGUCAUGUGGUGCACGAUCGUCGCACCACAUGGAUUUAUUAUUCCUUUUCUUGGGCCAAAUAGGCCGAUAUUGGCUCCUUGAUGUACUAAAGAAAUAUUGGGCCAACCCUCCAUUGUGUCACUCCCAUAAGUCAGCAUUUGAUAAUCUUUCGGGCAUCGUGCUUGAUAGGCAGAUACGCUUCUCUGCAGCUAACCUAGCAAGAAGUGGUGGUCCUCCAGACUCGAUGGAUUUAUUACUCUUGUCCGAGAUCACAACAGAGGUAGAAGAAAGCAGUCAAGAUGAGAGGAGCCGGGAAUGUUGGUCUAAUAAUGAGCUCGAGCUCGCGUGGGAUCUCUCCGGUACAAUCCCUGGAGAGGUCGGUUCGUCCCUAGACUGGGACUCCGUUCUUACAUAG